This is a messenger RNA of Necator americanus (New World hookworm), 480 nucleotides long. RefSeq lists its product as uncharacterized. The record is from RefSeq and is a predicted model, not a curated record. The coding region runs from base 1 to 480 and encodes 159 amino acids. NCBI's taxonomy places the organism in Eukaryota, Metazoa, Nematoda, Chromadorea, Rhabditida, Ancylostomatidae. The transcript has a single exon.
AUGCUUCCAUCGGAAGCGACCAUCGGAGAUCUGAUGAUGUUAACUAGGAACAUUAAGCACGACGUCAUCGAACUGAUCAAGAUGAAAGGACGCCACCCUCUCAAUGCCGUAUAUGAAACAGGAGAAGUGUUCUUAGGAACAUGCGACAGCAGAGAAGUUGGCGGAAUUGGCGUCCCCGUCAACGCGAGUAUAAUAAAGAACGUCGACACCUUCGAACAACUUACGACACGAACUGAACGUCCGCGGAUGAGAAGAUGUGAUCCAACGCAAACUUUGACAAUCUUCUUCGCUUACGCUUCAACAUCAAGCUACGAAGAAGAAGAAGUAUUAGUAGAGGCUCUCUACAUGGACCUAAGGAAACUCUACAGAGAAGACCAUACCUUCUACAAGAUCAUUGUUGGUGAUUUCAACGCCGAAAUUGACCGUAGAAGAACGUCUGAGAAACGUUACAUUGUCACACAUGACCUUCGAUGGAAUUAA